Messenger RNA from Ciona intestinalis (vase tunicate), 2115 nucleotides. RefSeq lists its product as uncharacterized. Lineage: Eukaryota; Metazoa; Chordata; Ascidiacea; Phlebobranchia; Cionidae. The record is from RefSeq and is a predicted model, not a curated record.
UUGUUACGUCACACACCCUCAUUGUUCACAGCCACGCUUCGCUGCGCACGAUCACGCUCACGGACAAAGUUUCAACAAACCCAUUGUUUCGUCACAAACAGUAUUGUUGGAAUUCGUUUCAAACAAUCCGACUUUCAAUGCUUAUUGUGACGUCAUAUCGCUCUUUAUUGAUAGCGGACAGGUUAUAGUUUAUUUGUGACGUAACCAGAUGUGCAGUACCAGCAGUUAUGACGUCACAAUCAGUUAAACUUCGCGUGGAUCGAUAUUCGUUUAUGACGUCACUAUAUAUAUUGUUGAUAUGUCGCCUCGAGGGAUGAAAGUAGCGCAUCAGUGACUAUUGGUUGGUUGGUUGUGAAUAACAAUGCUUAGUGUUCGAUGGAAAGGUGUAUGUGACGUAUGUAUGACGUCACACAGCGCAGUUGCGAGAUAGGGAUUGUGACGUCAUAAUUAAUACGAUUGUUACAUAUUGUUUUAAUAAUUCAUGCGUCGCGCGUUUAAAUAAAUCUGUUCAUUGUGACGUCAGUCCCUUGUGACAUCAAUCCCAUUAUCGCGACUUCAUAGAUGCAAUCCGCUUAAGUGACGCCUGGGAAUUAAACAUAUACCUAUGUGACGUCAUAAAGGAUAUGGUUAAAUCCGUUGUUCGUCACAUCCGGGUUCAUAACUUUACGAUUGUCACGUCACAAUCCCCUUAAUGCUUCUUAAUAAGAAAUGCGGUCGCUUCGAAUCGACGAGUUUUGAAUAAUUUAUUCUCGCAAUGCGAAUAAUGAAUAGCAUUGUUUAGGAACUAUGACGUAACAAUGGAAAGUGUAGAACAGUUGUGACGUGAUAUUAGCUUGAUUGUGAUGUCAUAAUAAAGAUGUCGAACGUACCGAACCGAAGCACGAAAAUCGCGUUUCAGAAUUGGAGACGAAAAGAUGACGAAACAAUCAGGAACAAUGAACGACAACAAGCGUGUCGUCACACAACAAAGAACCAACUGUUACGUCAUAGACGUUCUAAGUUCGGGUUCGUGUUCUCGUCAUGUGGUGACCUUAUAAGGAGAUACCCACAAAUAAGGCCAAGUGUAUGCAGUGUAGCGACCGGGGUUGUUUUGAUUCUCUGCGGAACUUUGUGCCUCGUAGUCCCGCAGAUUCGCUCCAACUUCCCGAUGUGGGUUGGCUUGUUACUUACAUUGAUCGGAGGGGUGGCGACCGUCGUUGGGAUUAUUGGAUUCAAACUCGAAUCGUUGAAACUUCAGCGACGUGCGCGAUCGAACGCGACGUCUAUGACGCAAUACACGCCGACAAAGAUAGUUACCGGGGAACCCCCGAAGAUGGAAACAGUUAUUGAAGAAAAGAUUUCUCCGGGUAUUCCCCGCCCGUUAACAAGGGACUUACCCCCCAGGAGGAAACUUCCGGAUUCACCACGUGGUACCAAGGGAAUUCCCCCGCCUUCCUUCUAUUCGUCUGAACCCGACUUGACCCCAGUGAAACGGGGAAAACCCCACGAUGCAUUCCCCCAACCCCAUAACGUCACAAGGUACGAAAAGUUUGAACAAAUCAACUUCCCCGUCACAGAGAUGAAGUAUGACGUCAUCAAAUUAGAGAAGGGUGAUGACGUUUUCAGGGGAAAUCCCUUAAUUGGGAACGAAAUAUUUGAGAGGUUUCGCGACCCCUUGCUCUUUCGCGCCAUCACGCGGAUCAAAUAUCAGUGUGAUUGUGAGUUUCACCGGGGUAAGAUGGAACGAUGUGACGUCAGCGAUACAUUACGUCAUCAGUGUGACGUAGAGUCGCUACGUCAUCACAGCGAAGCAGAAAGUGGGAGGGGAUUGCGUCAUAGUUAUCACUGAGUUAACUUUAUUACGUCAUAGUGCUUCCAUUACUUUGUGACGUUAUAGGUUUGAUAAUAACAACAUCAGGAUAAUUUGUGACGUCACAAUGGCAAACAAUGCACCAACACAAUGCUUAUUAUGUGAUAUAUUUAUACCGCCAUGUGAUUGGUUGAUUAUUAACCACGUGAUCAAAGGUUACUAAUGUCUAUUGUUACGCCAUAAACAAUCAUAUUUGGCAUUGUUUUCGUAGUAUGACGUCAUAACAGAGCAAUUAUAAUUAAACAUCACGGUUGUGUCGACAGCGA